Pocillopora meandrina is the source of this 11998-nucleotide messenger RNA. The record is from the annotation of a GenBank genome assembly. NCBI's taxonomy places the organism in Eukaryota, Metazoa, Cnidaria, Anthozoa, Scleractinia, Pocilloporidae.
GAUCCUGUCGAAAAACUAAAGGUAAAUUGCCUGAAGUUUGGUCUGAAAAAUGGGAAAGAAACAGCAUCAGAAGGAUAAGCUGUAAGUUUGAUAGCUUAGGAAGGUUAUUGUGUUUUUUUAAGUGGGAAAGAAAAAUAUUACAUUGUUCGCCCUUACGUUAAGAACGAUAGAAUCAGCUGGGCAUGAUCAUAAAAUGGAGGUUUUAUUUUGUUUUACUUGUAUUAUGUCAAGGUAUUUAACAAACAAGGAAUGGAGAGAAGAAUGGGGUGGAAAGAAAGCUGGUAAGAAAAUUGACUUUACCUAUAAAUAGCCCAAAAUACUAGUAUACUCAUCGUAAGCUUUCUUACUACGACCUUGAAUUGUAACAGUUGUACAGUGUACUUGUUGCUCUGCAUAUCUCAUGUUUGCACAUCCUUCGUGAUUUAUUUGAGACUUUAUCUUAGAUCUUUUUCCCUCGGCUUUCGGAGGGCCAUUUUUUAACUAAGUUCUUUAAAGGAUUUACCUAUGGCUUUUGUUCUUGGGCUAUUUUAACUCUGCAAUAUGUUGAUGAUACUGAAGAUAAUAAUGCUGGGUGUAUGGUUUAGUACACGGUGUACCAUAUGUUUGCAAACGACUUUGGAGUCUGUCCAGGAACCAACAUGGGUAAGCGUGUAAGGGUGCUGGAUUUCAACUUAGUCGUUCUUAAUUCAAACAUAGGUGGUUACUCAAUAAUGUUUUAUUUGUGAGGAAAACUGUAGAAAAUUCAAUGGUUGUAAACAAAACAAUGAGUAAUACAUGUAAAUUUUGUGUCUUAGUCUCAUUGCUGUAAUUUUUUUUAAACUAAGAUGUCCCUGAAAAAGCAAGUUUUAGAAGAUUGCCAUUCUACUGCUGCAGGUGGGUGACUAUAAUUUACUGAUUUCCUUGUGUUUUUGAGACAUUUGACAUUUUUGUUUUUAAUACUAAUUAAAAAGUAAUGAUAAUUAGUUUUUCCUUUAAGUAUUGGAUACUUAUGAUUAAACUAUAAACUGUAACAGAACUUAUGAGCUUGUUUUGUUCUUUUCAUAAGCCUUGGCUGAAACUUAAAUUACAGCUAGGGUGUCAGGAGAAAAGUGAGACUGAGAAAAAAUAUACAUGGAUCCUGCCACACAAAAUUUUAAAAAUAAAAUAGUAACCUAGUGGGUGUAACACUGACGCAAUGUGGAUUUCAAGGUUUUCUGUCAGUUGUGAAGUGUUUAGAUAGUGUUGAGUCGUAGGAGUUAGCAAAACUCUUUGCUAAAAUUAUAUAUGAUUGAUAUUUGCUGAAAAAAAAUGAAAAGCUUGUAACUGACAAGUCUGAUCUAAGGGUCGUCAAAGGCUGCACUGGUCUGCCGCUUUGAUCUUCAAAGCUAGUAUGUAUUACUUGAUUCUAUUUUAUAAACUGUGGGCAUUUGAAAUAUAUUUUUGUAAUUAUGUUAUUCAUUUUCAGCCUUUCCAUGCAGCCAUUUGAACAUCCUCUUUGUACGAAAGAUGGCGUCAUAUUUGAUUUGCUGUAAGUUGUACGACAUUGUUUUAUAUUCAUGCCUAGUUUAUGCUUCAGCUCCUAAAUACAAGAGAGUUAAAUAAAAAGGGUAGAGGUGGUAGUAUUCUCCUUUGUCUCAAACCGUAAUAAAAAUAUUGUAUCAAUUACAUGUCAACCCCUUACACCCUAACAUCAGUAUGCAAAUUCUUUAUACCGUUCUGUAUACUUUUCCUAAGGAGCUGACAAGGAGAAUUUGUUUACUGAUCAAAGGCUUCUUUCAUUAGUGAUCAUUUCCUUUGUUCUCAUGACCUUAAUGUGUGAUUCAGGGGUGUAUUGUUGGGAGAAAUUAGAUGCUAGUCACUCUGUUAAACUAAUAUGCCACAUGGACAUUCUCAUCUUGUGCUAGGAAGAGUAGAACAGGUUGUUUUUACCCAGUAUUAGAUAUACCAAAAUGAUCAUUAGGUUUUAAAGCUGAGACAAAUCAGAUACAGUAGAGGGAAUUUUUAAAAGAUUUCAGAAAUGAGAAAUUGUGAAAAUGUUAGUUGUUUUUUAAUGGGGUUUCCUAUAUAGUUUGUUUUGUCUUUUCAUACUUAGUUGACUUUAUGAAUAAUUAUACAAAUAACAAAUUUUUACUUCUUUUCAUAAUUUCACAGAAACAUUGUUCCAUAUCUGAAGAAGUAUGGUAAAAACCCAGUUACAGGAGAGGUAUGCACUUAAUACACACACAAUACCUUCUGUCAGAAGGCUCUUUGUAUUUUUCUUAAAGAAAGUUGUUACAUUAAUAUGAGUGUAUGAUCUACUGUACGAGUGCACAUUCUAAAGAAUACGAUCACAUGAUGGUAAGAAUUCCUUCUCCACAGACUUUGCAAGCUAAAGAACUGACAAAACUAAAUUUCCACAAGAAUGCAGAGGGUAAGUGUAUUGAUGAAUAAUUUUUGAGCAGUUUUCUUGAAACAAAUAUUUAAUCGCUGUAUAGAUAAUUUAUUUUAGAUCUUGUCUUCUUUUACAGAUAAAUAUCACUGUCCUGUCACCUUCAAGGUCUUUAAUAGCAACACUCAUAUUGUAGCAGUCAAAACAACAGGAAAUGUCUUCUCUUUUGAGGUAUGUUUGUCCUAUUUACCAUCAAUGGAUAAAUUCAAAUGGUUUGUGUCCCUAUUACUUAACCCUUUAUAUGCCAACAUCAGUAUACAUAUUCUACAUUCUGUUUACUAUCCAUUUCUUUAGGUGUUGAUGAAGAGAAUUUGUUUAACAAUUAAGAGCUUCUUUAGUUUGUGAUCAUGUCCUUUAUUCUCAUGACCUUAAUGUGUGAUUCAGGGGUGAUGCUGUAAGGAGAAAUUAGAUGCUAGUCACUCUUAGGGGUUAAUGAGUUAAGGGACUCAACAAUCAACUGAGCCAACAAUGAAAUGAAACCUUUUUACUCGAAAAAUUCACUGAUGAUCAAAUGACAUCAGGUGAUUUUAGAAGAAGUCAUUAUUUAUUUCUCAUUCCCCCUUUUUAAAGAUUUCAGUAAUGGAAGUUGAUAUUAUUUUGUACAAGGUUAAAUAUAUAGUCUAAUUUUGCUUUAAGAAAGGGAAGGCAAGUACCAAAAUAAUAAUUUUGCCACUAACUGUGACACUGUUGUGGGAAAACCUAUUAAAAUGAGACAAAUAUUCAGCAAUUACCAAUUGUUACAAUCACUGUGUCACAAUUUCUUUUUGUUAAUAGGCAGUAGAACAGUUAAACCUUAAAACCAAGAACUUCAAAGACCUUUUGACUGAUGAACCAUUUACACGCAAAGACAUUAUAACUAUUCAGGUAUGCUUCACUUUGGACUGAAUGCCAUAUGAGAAAACCCAACAAGUGAAAGGUUCACUCUACCAGUUGAAAAAUUUCUUUUACCUAUUGGGCUGAAUUAAGGGAGAACACUGCUAAGAUCUGCAUAUAAGGAUAUUGGAUGUUUUUAAGUGGUGAUCUUCCUUAUCAAUGAGCUUUCCAAUGUAUGGUGUUUUAGAUUCUGACAAGACCUAACAAUCCUUCCUUACUGCUAGGUGAAAGCAUCCAAGUGGGAGUUCACAUGCAUUAACCCAUUACUCCCUAGCAUAUUCUCCACACUGAUCUAUACAUUUCCUAAGAUGCUGAUAAGGAGAAUUUGUUUAACAAUCCAGAACUUUGUCAGCUGGUGAUCAAUUCCCUUAUUCUCGUGAUAUCAAUGUGUGGUUUAGGGGUUACAUUGGUUGGAGAAACUAUAUGCUUGUCACUAUUAGGGGUCAAACAGUUAAGUCGUGUGGUUAGUUGGUUGUACACUCACAAGAAGUGACACAUAUUGUAUCUGAGUUUUUAUUUACUUUUUCUUCAAUGCAGGAUCCAUCAAGUCUUGACAAAUUUAAUCUUGCAAAUUUCCAUCAUCUAAAGAACAAUUUGAAAGUGGUUAAUGAAGGUAAGCCUGCAUUUAUUCCUGGCUUGGUGAUGUAAUGACUUCAAUCAGACUGUGAGCUACUUCUAAUUGUCCAUCCAGAGCAUGAUCAACAGAAAGACAUGCCCUUUUUACUACCAUGUUUUUCUGAGACCACUUGCGAUAAUGGCCUUGUAACAAUAGUUGUAAUGAUGACCACUGUGACAGAUGAUUAAAGUGAUGAUGCUGCUAGUGUUGAUUAUGAAUUGGAUUUUGUAUUGCUUUAGAUUUAGAUGUCAUCAGCUCAAUAUAUUUGUCUUUUAUAUUUGUCCAUCCUUAGAGGAGGAAAAAGCCAAGAAGGAUCCAAAGUACUACUUGAACAGGGCUAACAAAGACACCCUUGGUAUUCUGAGUGAACUAGAAAAAACUUACAAAGAACCUGUAAGUCAUCUGUAUGUCAUUUUGUAGUCAGCUGUUUUACUUUACUACAAUUCUAUGUUAACUGUUGUUUUCUAGUAGAGAAAUGCAGUUUGCACUUUUUUGGUAUCAAAUACAACUUGCACUUCAUAGACAUAAUUAUUUAAUUAAUAAUUAUUUUCAGGAGAAGAAGAGCACAGAGAAAACAAGUGAAUCACUUACAGAGAGAAAUGCUGUAAGUUUACUUGAAGUGUUUCCAUAUCACCCUUUAAUAACAGUGAAUCAACAUAAUUAUUCUCUAUGUGAUUCUUUAACAUGGGUUGGCAUAGAGCCACCUGUUUUGACAAUUUGAGAUUCCUCUGCUCUGAGAGUACAUUUACAUGUACAUGUCUGUUUAGACCAUGCGGAAAGAUGAAUUUUGAUAUGCCAAUUACAAUCCAGUAAGAAAAACUUGGGGUUGUCAAACUUGGUUCUCAGUCACAGCAACUCAAAGUAAAAAUUAAGAGUGUUUUUUAAAGAGGGUCAAGUGCUGCUGUAGUAACUUCAGAAGUUAAAAAUAUAAUCACAACUUAGAGAAAAACAACUGCUCAUUUUUAAUGCUAAUUCCAAGGAACACUUGAAAAAGUGAAGUUAUAGUGAUCCAUCAACAAAUUGCUUUUUCAGUUUUGCUGAAACAGAUUGUCAUCCAAACUCUGACAAUUCAAACUGAGUUUCAACCCUCAGAAGGAGGGUACAUGUAUGAUUUGUAUUGUGAAUGAUUAUUUCUAACUUUUCUUAAUGGUGUCAUGCAGGCUCAUUAUUCUACUGGUGCUGUAGCCAGCUCAUUCACAUCCACUGCACAAAUACCUGUCACUCAACAGGAGGCAGGUAUGUUCUCUAAAUACGUACUUCCUUUUUCAUUCUUGUAUGCUAGAUGAUAUCACUUAUCUAUGGUCUAUCAAUUUCUCAUAUUUAUUCCUUAACCCUUUAGCAAUUAAGAGUGAUUAGCAUCUAAUUUCUCCCUAUCAUCCCUGAAUCAAACAUGAAAUUCAUGAGAAUAGAGGAGAUGAUCACCAUCUUAAGCAGCUCUUGAUUGUGAAACAAAUUCUCCUUGUCAGCCUCUUUGGAAAUGUAUAGAGAACAGUAUGGAGAAUAUGCAAACUGUUCCUUUCCCUUACUCUCUUUCUCCCAACUUAACCCUCAAAACAUAAAGAGUGACUGGGUGGUUUUAUUCUUUGUGAGCCAGUAUGCAAAUGUCUGUACUGGGUCAGUGGUAAUUGGAUCACCCCUAGAAAGACAGUUUCAUUUUCUUUUUUCUUUUUUUUUUUUUUUUUUGACUGCUAAAGAAAUACAUUCUCUUUUAUGUUAUUAUACAAGCUGGCCUUGAUUCUUCUGAUUUUUAUUAUUGCUAAAUUUACUUCUAGCUAUUGUUGAUCAGGAUAUAGUGAGAUACAGAGAAGUGAAAAAGAAAGGUAUGGGCCUGUGUCUAGAACUUUUGUUGUUUUCUCAUGCUGAUGAGAAAUUUGAUGUAUGGUGAGACACGAAGUAGAGAUAUGAUUUGUAGUCACCAGUUCAGUUUUUUUUUUGUUUUUUUUGUCAAGGUUAUGUGAGACUGCAGACAAAUCAUGGUGAUCUUAAUUUGGAACUUCACUGUGAAAUGGUAAGGUGUGCUAACAUUCUGAAUUUCUUAGAUUACUUGAUUGACUAAUUCAGUAAGUCUCUCGAUUGAUCAUUCUUUAAUUUAUUAUUUGCACACAUUUCAAUAAUAAUAAUAAUAAUAAUAAUCUUUAUUUCUUAAGAUAAAAUCACAUAUCCUAAGUUACAAUAUAAACUCAAAAAACUAUUUACAUAUCAUAUCUAAAAGUUAUUCUGUUACUAAAAACGUUCUUAAACCUGUCAGUGUAGAUUCUAGGGACAGAGACUGACGUAUUUCUAAGAUUGUACCUCAUGUUCUUUUCCUUAGGUAAAAACUGGAAGAAUGGGCAUUCGGGGUCAUUCGAUCUUUUUUUGUAGAGUAUCUUGUCCGCCUUCUCUAGCAAAUCCCUGAUAUUUACAUUCUUGAAUUCUUACAUUCUUUACAUUUCUUUUCAUACAUCGGUAUGAAAAGAAAUUUCCUCAUAAACGAACUUGUGAUGCGUGUGUACAUGUUUUGAUCAAUUAGUCUUCUUAUUUUUUAGGUUUCAAAGACGUGUGAGAAUUUUAUAAAACUCUGUGCUUCUGGCUACUAUGACAACACAAGUGAGUUCAUUGAUCUUUUGUUUACCAAUAUUCAGACAGAUUUGUUUGCAUCUUAUCUUUUUGCACUAGAAUUGGGAGGGAAAUUAUACUAAGUUUAGGUGUCAAAGGUUGAAUAUUGGACAUGACAGCAUGACAGCGUGACAAAUAUUUUUUUCCAAAAAUCUGAAGAAGUGUCAAGCUUGCAAUAUUUAUAUCUGAUUUUUUUUUUGUGGAUUGUUCAUUUAGCUUUGAUAUUAUCCAUUAAGUCUGUAUAGCAUGCUAGUAAUAAUAAUGUUUUCUUUAUUAGUCUUUCACAGAUCCAUCAAGAAUUUUAUGGUAAGUGAUUCCCUAUUACUGAAAGGUUCCCUCUCGAUCACAAUACAAAUUGUCACUUCAUGUGGAUUAUUACUUAUGGUAAAAAUUGCUUUUGAAGGCUUUUAAACUUUUUUUUUAAUCGUAACGUUGUUUUUUCGUUCAAAUGGUUUUUCCUUUAGAUUCAAGGAGGAGAUCCUACUGGAACAGGGCGAGGUAAAGCUUUUGACUGACGCUCUCUUUUACCAAAUACCGCCAGAAACCGGGCACCCUGUCAUAUCAUAUUUCUUUCAGAAUUAUUUGUCGUUUUUUUUCAUAUUAUUUCUAUUCAAGGUUUGGUCCUGUCGAUGAUGUGCCCAGGUUUUUCAACAUUUAGUUAAAAACUGCUCUAAUGACUGUAUUGAUCAAAAGUUAUUACAGAUACAUGGUUUUGUGCUUUACUUUGGUUGGCAGGUGGUGAGUCGGCCUGGGGAGAGCCAUUCAGAGACGAGUUCAAACCGAAUUUGAUACAUCAAGGUAAGAAUGUUGAAGACGUGAUAUUUCUGCGGCAUAAGGCCAGUUGGAGAAAAUUGUCAAGGCGCCGUCAUCUUCAACGAAAAUGUUUCGUGGAUGUUAAAUUUGACACUGAAAGCAAUUGUCUUUUUUUCUUCAGGGAGAGGCAUUCUAAGUAUGGCAAAUUCAGGACCGAAUACAAAUAAAUCCCAGUUGUAAGUAUCACUCCUUGAGAAACUUCCACCUGUUGUUUCUUGUUAGGAAAUCGUGAAACACUGAUUAGAAAGUUCGCAACCUUAUUGUUAACAUACCAUUCAACGAUUGAAAAAAGAUACUUUUUUUAAAAAGAAUCAGAUGUCCCAUAUUCCGAUUAGUUAUUUUAAUCUUAGCCUUUUCUUCUCUCUUGAAGCUUUAUUACGUAUCGCUCCUGUCGUCAUUUGGAUGAAAAACAUUCCGUGUUUGGCAGGUAAUAAUGUUAUUAAUUUUAUCCCCUUGUGUUUUUUUGUUGUUGUUGUUCUUGUUGUUGUUAUUUUUUUCAUAUUAGAGGUUUAUGUCUCAAGAAAUUAAAGACUUUGACGUUAUAUACCACGGUAGACACUGAUCCAAUUGUGUUUUUAGUUGACUAUCAAUUUACUGUUGUUUUUUCUGUCUUCAGAUUGGUUGGUGGGCUCGAAACAUUAAGCGCUUUGGAAAGAGUAGAAACUGACGAAAAAGAUCGACCAAAGGUAUUAGUGGAAAAAAGAAAAAAACGCAUUAACAAAGUUUAAGAGGUUUGGCUCAUGCUUCAGUGGUAAACACGGCUGCUGACUGCUGAACGAAGUUACUCGACUUCGCUUCAUAUAGCAUCAAAAUGUUGACAUUUAGUAUACACGGUUAGUCUCUCACCCUUGUAUAAUGUAUGCACCUCCUAUAUUAUUCAUUCUUUGUAUUUUCUUUUUAGGAAGUGAUCAAGCUAAUCAAAGCCACGGUGUUUGUGAAUCCUUUCGAAGAAGUUGACGCUGUGGUUAGUAUAAUUCUUUUACUUUUUGAUUGAAUAAUCCAGUGAUUUCCCUUAUUUUAAGCAUGUCAGAUUAAAAUGAAUUUUAAAACCAGUAGAGCAAUCCUUUUACCUGACGAAUUUUAAGUAAGUCCAAGCGAUAUAAAGCAUUGAUAGGAGGGAAAAAAACUUGUAAGGCAGUGUCCAAGUUUGGACACUAGUGUCUAAUUAUAGACUCUCGUGUCCGAUUUUGGACACUAGUGUCCGAUUUCGGUAACUAAUGUCCGAUAUAUAUAUUUGUGUCCGACAUAUGUAUUUUUGCCUACGUUGUUCCUAGGCUCUCUCUUCCUCCCGCAGGCUAGAUAGAGAUAUGUGAUAUCAAUAAAAAUGAAACAAGCAAAUGGUUUUUUUAUUUUUUUUUUAGCUUCAAAAAGAGCGAGAGAAAAAGGAAGAAGAAGAAAAACAGCAGGUAAAUUUGGAAAGUGACGCAAGGGUAUUUUUUUCCAUUAAUGAUUGUUUUAGUCAAUUCUGUUUCCAAGUUUCCAAUUUGGUCGAAGUAAUCCAAUAAACGCACGUGUAACUUCAAGCCUUACUAGAACACUUGGGAUUCUGGGACGGGCGUAGACUUUCUGCUCUCCUAUUUUCUGCCGGCUGUUGUCCUUUAACCGAAAGGCACAGUUAAAAAAAGCUUUUAAACCUUAAGAUGUGGAAAUGCGUCGUCGAGAGAAUACAGUUUGAGCUGGGUUGAAUAUCUUUUAUCAACUUUGAUGUUCCAGGCGUUCAGCCUGUUAAGUGGUGCGAACUCCGCAUGAAAUAGUGAACGGCGCGAUAUAAGUAGGGGAGGUGUUGGUUCGGCCGUGUAAGGGACCCAGGUCUCCUUCGUUUUUUCACUUCCCAGCGACUAUCGCGAUUAUCGCUCUUCGUUUUCCUAACUGUACGGCAGGAACAACUUAACCCUUUUAAGUCCCAAGAUCUGAGUACUAAUUCUCCCCUCUAGCUGCUACUUAUCUUCCUGUAAUUUAGUUACGAGAACUUCGUGUUGGAUCAAGAUGACAACUUCCACCUGAUGAGUUUGAGUAUUCUCAUCACCAGUUUGCUGGAUAAUUUAUGGUUAUUAUAGAUAGAAGUUACAUUUUAAUCACUUCUGUGCGUUAAAGGCUAUUACUGAUCAACACAGUUGUGUCUCUUCAGUAUACAGAGUUGUUUAAGCUUUUCGGUAUGAAAUUUUCCCAGAUUUGUGCUACAAAUGGGCGGUAGAUGCUCGUUAAGUAGUGAGACAGCUGUUGAUAAUAAAUGGAUACCGAUUGUAAAACCUCCUGAACAGUGAGAUAAAAGUGAACCUUUGUUGGGUGAUCUUUGUACAGUGCGUGAGCAAUAUGUGAUUCGAAUUAUUUCAUGUAAAAUUUCCUUCAUUUUCCGCGUGUUCAGGAAGAAGCCGCCCGCAAAAAGAAAGCGGCUGCCACGCCAGCAGAGGCACCAAAGGUUUACCGGUCAGGAGUUGGAAAAUAUAUUAAACAGAAGCCAGCGUCAAGGUAUGAUAGGAUAUAUCCGUUUAACUCUUUUUUUCGAAAAAUUAAGUAGUUUUUCAUUUGUUAAAACCUCUGAAGGCUCCUUGGGAGUGCAAGGUUAUGUCUUCCAGCGUAAAAUCAGAGUUUAAAAAGUGCAAUUUAUUUGCUUUGUUUUUUUUUCUACAAUUCUUUGUCUGAGUUGGAGAAUAUCCAGUAUCCCUGGAGUUAGCUUUCGCUUGUAUUUUUCUUGCACGAGAUGCUGUCAUUGCCGUUUUUUUUCUUCAAUCUUUUGGCCCAACUUUUUCAGGGAUGCUGAAACUGCUGACCUCGCACCGCAACAAUCGAAAAAGAAAAUUAAAGUAUCUGGCGGAUUCAAAGAUUUCAGCUCCUGGUGACACAAGAAUGGCUUGAAAUUCCGAUCAAAAUGUUCCACUCAUUCGUCCGUAAAUUAAAAGAAACAUACGAGGGAACUACCCUAGUAUUGAGAACUCUCCUGUUGCUCUUGGAAGGUCAGGGAAUCCUGGAAAUCGUCAUGUUUUCGCAGUCUUUUUCCUACAAACCUGUGCCAAGCAAGAACAUAAUCCGGAAGUGAAACUUAACCGCGUCUAUUAUGCGGGUUACUUCGAUCGCCACAGUGCUAGCUCUAUUAAGUUGACAUUGCCAACCAUCAAUGCGGCUAUUUCGCCUACAAAGAAAUAACAACCACAAGUAAAUUGUAGCAUUAUUCCGUCAAAGGCGAAAGAAAAUACUUGCGAGGGCUCUUCAACAGCAAAACAUUCUUAGCAGCCAAAUUGAACGUGAGGUUAUGAACGGUUUGACGAUCUAUAAUCUCAAACAAAUAGUCGUGGCUUUUUUUGAUAGGAUGUAUAGACCAAGCUCGAAGUAAACUGCUAUCAACAUCUAUUCGCGUUGAACAACUGUGGACAAUAUUUUUUCUGUACAUCUCGCGAAGUUGAUGAAUAACUUUUGUAAAUCGUGAACACUCAGGCUGUACAAAGCUAUGAGUAAUAGUGCUCUUACUAUACGCCUUGUAAAUAUAAUUUAUAUUACUAUUAUUUUUUAUUAUUAUUAUUUUUUUAUUAUUGUUAUCAAAUUUGUAUUCUAUGGUAUGACAAGUAUUCCUUUCAGAUUCAUCACCCGAGUCGUACCAGGUCACAAGCUAACUGGUCAUCAUUCAGAGGAUCUUGCAAGAAAGUAACCAUAUGUCUCCAUAAAUCUUUUUUUUUUUUUCGUUUGGCUAGCAUGCCAAGAAAGCGACCUCCGGAAAAGAUGAUGUUGCAGUCCGUACUGCUGGUUAUUUUAUCACAAUCCUUUAUAUUCGUCUCUUCACGUGUAGUCUGAUUCGAAGCGAAGAAGUCGAUUUCAGGCUAAGAUCUAUGAAAAUAAACUCUUCUAUCAGACAUUUUCGAGAUAUUUUUCGGCUGAGUAGGCGCGAUGGUUCGUGCAAUGCUUUCUAGACGCGUCUUAAACGCAAUGUAUGCCUGGACAUAACCCGUGCAAGCUUUCAGUCACUUCAAUACCCAUCAUGCUGUUUCUUAGUACCGUGAGUCACUCGUAAGCUCAUCCAUAGGCUUAUAUUUUUUAAAUAAACAACCAUUACAAAACAUUUUCAACGAAACAUUGGCUGUGUCGAAGCGCUUCAUGGCACCAGUCAGCAAAAGGAGUAUCAUGAUUUCACCUCAAUUCAUAUUUCGUGAUCAAGCGGCCAACAUCAAAGUUACGUAUGUCACGUCCUCUGAGCCACAAAAUGCAAAUUUUGGAGAACGUGGUAUUGAUUAAUAUAAUCUCGUGACUGAAUCUGAAUUUAUUUACACAGAGCCGUGUAGUUGACAACUUCAUUUGUUCCGGGGAAGCGUGUCAGAUUUUAAAGGAUAACGAGAAAUGAUAGCAUUAUAACUUUUGUAGGAAUAAAAAUGGCGUUCAAAGAAUCACAGAUAUUUGCUGUUACAGAAAAUAAGUACAAUAUAGUGUCCAAAAAAAAAAAACGAAACGAAACGCUGAUUAACGGAGAUAUUUCCCUUAGUUCCUUUGAAUGUCACUCUGUCAACAUAAGAAAUACUUUAAGAGUGAAGAAUAGUGUAAUCCUAAUGAAAUUAUUUUACUUUUUAGGCCAGGAAAGCUAUGAUCACUGUUGCGUGCAAGAGUGACUCUUUUUAAGUGGAUUCAUCUUUUGAAUCGCGCUGAAAGUCACGCGCUCGUCACAACGGAAAAUGUUACAAAGGCACGAGCCGUUUUCGAACAAUUUUUAU